AUGCUCGAGAGUGAGGAGAACUGGAGGGCCAUGACCUCCUUCUGCGAAGUCGUCCUGAUGCAGAAGGAGGAGGCGGAGCGGGUCCGAGAAUCUAACAUCAACUCGGACCAGAUGCGCCGCCGCCGCCUCGGGGUGAGAAGGAGGAGGUACGCCCCACCUCCUUCCGCCCACCUAGGAGGUCAGAGGGUGGACUGGUCGGGGGACCGUCCGCCCUGCUGUCACUGGCCUCCUGGAGGAAGGGCGCUCAAGUUUACCGGAGCGCCCUCACAUAGGGAGAGACCCGCCUUAGGAGCGGGUCGCUGUCGCCGGGGCUACGAGGUAGAAUGCGCAAGCGACCCCUUGUAG
This is a messenger RNA of Danaus chrysippus (African queen), 345 nucleotides long. The record is from the annotation of a GenBank genome assembly. NCBI's taxonomy places the organism in Eukaryota, Metazoa, Arthropoda, Insecta, Lepidoptera, Nymphalidae.